Messenger RNA from Haliotis rubra (blacklip abalone), 518 nucleotides. RefSeq names its product peroxidase-like. Bases 1 to 453 code for a protein of 150 amino acids. Gene Ontology annotation, molecular function: heme binding; peroxidase activity. Lineage: Eukaryota; Metazoa; Mollusca; Gastropoda; Lepetellida; Haliotidae. Gene Ontology annotation, biological process: response to oxidative stress. The transcript has 3 exons. The record is from RefSeq and is a predicted model, not a curated record.
AUGUCAGAGCGACCCCUCCCAGGAGGUUUGGUGGGACCCACGUUUAGCUGUCUUCUCGCCCAUCAGUUCUCCGCCAUCAAGAAAGGGGACAGGUUCUGGUUUGAACUCGAUCGUCCUCAUACUCGCUUUUCUCCUGCCCAACUCCAGGAGAUCCGGAGAAGCAGUCUGUCUCGUAUCAUCUGCGACAACACUAACACCUUUCACGUGCAGAGAGACGCCUUUAAACCCGUAUCUCGAAGAAAUCCCCGUGUGCCUUGCUUCCAUAUCCCCAAGCUUGACCUCACAAAAUGGCAGGACCCAAAUGGCGGCUUGCCAGGACAUGGCAUGUUGCCCAGAUGCCUUGUUGGGGGCCAUCCCUUCCCACUACAGAAGAUGUGUGUACCCUGGGGUCGCGGCUGCUGGGGGUCGGGCAAGCUCUGGAAACCGUGUCCCCGUCCAUCCAUUUUAGGAUGAAUGUUCUUGAGUGCGUAUGCGAUUAACAACAUGCCGCAUUAAGCAUAAUGAAUAAACAAAACAAG